GUAGGAGAGCGCAUGCGUCUGACAAUUUUCGGCCAUAUUGUUAUGACGCAUACAAGAUCAUAGGUCUCCGCCAGUGACGAGUCUUCUCGCAGUUGACGUGGCUACUACGUACCGUCCCGUUCGCCCACUCCGGACGCAGCAUAUACGGUGACGAAGAAUACGUAACUGGUGACCUUAGUGGGAAUGGAGGGAAUGGUGGAGGAGAACGGCACGUCCGGUGGCGCGGGCGGCACUGAUCCGUUGACAAACUCGAACUCUUCUGCUCCCGCCCCAGCCCCACACGUCGUUGCCGCCACCAGCAUUGUGCAGCUCAACCUGCCUGCACAAUCUCCCUCAGCACAGGCUCAAUCAGUUAUUCAACCUAAUCAACAAUCAGUGAUACAAACAGCAUCUAAUAUACAAUCAGUGCAGUUACCUAAAGGAAAUGUAAUACUUGUCAGUAAACCAAGCUCUGUCAUACACACAACGCAAGGAACAUUACAAACAUUGCAGAUUAAACCAGAACCAAAUACAGUAGUGAGUACACAGGGACAGUCUUGCACAGAUGACAGCUGUAGUGAUGAUGAGAGUCCAAAACGAAAAUACCGUGAAAUGUUAACAAGACGCCCCUCAUACAGGAAGAUACUCAAUGAUCUUGGAGGUGCUGAAAUUGCGGACAAUCGCAUGGGCUCUAAACCGGGAUGUGAGAAUGAAGUAUCGCUGUCAACUCCUUUGUCGUUUGCACCAGUAAUUCCAGCGGGCGCGCUGCAGACAGAGAGCGGGCUGCAUACGCUCGCGGUGUCGGGGGCGGCUGGCGGGGGCACUAUCGUUCAAUACGCGACUAACCAAGAUGGACAGUUUUAUGUGCCGGGUCCCAUGUUAGAAGACCAAACGCGAAAACGGGAGCUAAGAUUACUGAAAAAUCGAGAAGCAGCUAGGGAGUGUCGCCGUAAAAAAAAAGAAUACAUAAAAUGUUUGGAGAAUAGAGUGGCAGUUUUGGAAAAUCAAAACAAGGCGUUAAUAGAAGAACUUAAGUCCCUAAAAGAACUUUACUGUCAACAAAAAACAGAAUGAGGCCCAGCCGGCUAACCAGGUGUGCCGCUGCCCCGCCGGUGAGACUUUCAAGGCACUCGUUGUUACUUCUUGCUGCGUUUAGAGUGAUACCUACUUUGUUCCGUCUCAUAAAGUAUUUUAGCGCAUCUGCCAGUUUUGAUAGACUUCUGAAUAAAAAUUUUCAAUUAAUGUGAAAAUAAACACUUAUGAAACAUCAAAGUUGCGCUGAUGAGUGUCAAAAAUCGUUUAGAAAUCUCUUAGUUUUAUAUGAAAAUUUUGUAAGUAGGCUAAUUCUAAAGCGCAGUAGUGCAUGUGUACUAACUGGUUAUAGGCAUCAAGUGCCGAGGGCGAAGUCAAGCCGCCUUCUUGCUCCCGAGGCGUUGUAACAAGUGGCUUGUGCUGUAACGUUGAUACAGGGUGCCCGCGUGGGUGUCAAUAAAAUCUGUGUAUAUUUUAUUGUAAAUAGAGAGAUAAAUAAAGAAACCACUUCUAUAUAUAUAAGAAGGGUUAAAAUUCAAUUUAUUCUACAUGAAAAUAAUUUGGCAAAUAGCUUGUGUUACAUUAACAUUGUUAUACUUUAUAUGUUAACUGUUUAUACUUAUGUUUAUCUGCAUGUUGUUGUUUUAAACAUUUUGUUUUAAAUAUUUUUAUUAUUUCUCUAAGAACUAAUGCCUUCUCUAGUGACAUCCUGUUCAUUAUGUCACCCAUACAAAUAAAUAUGUUCGCAUAUUGUUUUCUAUUAUGUAAUACUGUUCAUUGUAUGUACCAUUCCAAAAUAUUCAUAAGAAGAGCUGGUUACAGAAAAAGAAUGUUUGACAUUUGUGCCAUUUUCUAUUUUUGGUUAAUCUUAUUUUUUAAUAUACAAUAAUGUUUAAACCGAGAAUAUUAAUAUCCUUUUUUAUAACUUAAUAUCGCUAGUAAUAACAUUAUUUUCUUAUGUCGAAAGAAAUGUCCGAAACCAUGUUUUUCUUAUGGGAUUUAAUGACAUACAAUUUUGUGAUAGAAUUUGUAUAGAUUUGACAUUAUAAUAAAAAUAAUGUUUUUAGUUAUAGAUACAUAACCUUUAGAUGGAGUGUUUCAUACGAUCGAGAGACGAAUUCUAUUUUCGAAAAUGUCAUUUAAUAUUGUACAAUGAGGAAAUUUCUUUUUUUUCUUCUCUCUACAGUGAAGAAUUUGACCCCAACAAAAGGCCACUGAAGGUCUUUUUUUUCGCCUCACUUUUGUGCUCCAGAUUAGAUAGUUAUAUAUCUAUAGUUAUUAGCAUUAAAUAAAUGCAGUGGUUACUUGAAGAAUGUGAUAUUAUAUUUUCAUGAUAGAAUGGUCGCCGUUGUCAAUUUAACGAGAUAUAAACUGGUAAAGGUUUACAUGUUCUUCUGUUAUUCACUUACAAAGUUGCUUAAGUAUUCACAACACUACUAAAAGUGUUUUUGUAAUGUGUAAGCCAAAGUUAAUGUUUAGUUUUUUUUUUGUGCAAUAGUUUAUUGCAUUGUAUAAAUAGGGUUUUGUAAUUUUUCUUCGGUAAAAUUAAAAUGUAAUAAAUCUGAGAUAAAAAAUGAUGUAAAUUGUAUAAAGAUAGUUCAGUAAAAUAGUGUAUAAAUAAAAAUGGAAUUAUUUUGUAUAUACACAAUGUAAUUUUAAAGUGGCUGAUGUUGCAUAUCACCAACAAUAACUCUCACUUCGACCUCUUUAGCAUAAAACAUUAUUGUUGACACUUGUACCAGACGCCAUAACUUUCUUGACGUUCACAGAUUAUAUUAUUGUAUUUUUUGUGGAAGGGUAAUUUUAACUAUCAGAGAUAUAUUAUUUAAGGUUUUAUAAGAGAAUAUAUCACGUGUCAUGAUAGAUUAGCAACAUUAAGAUUGGUUUAUUUUUCAAUAUUUUUUGUAAAGGUUAUUAGGAAAUUUCAUUGUAGUUGAAUAUAAUGCGGUCCAAUCUAUCAUGGUACGUGAUUUUUAUAUUAAUGAUAAAAUUGUGGAAAGUGCCUUUCAAUUUAGAAUAAAUAAAUUUAUACCAA
Messenger RNA from Papilio xuthus (Asian swallowtail), 3046 nucleotides. It is a transcript of the gene CrebB, whose product is annotated as Cyclic-AMP response element binding protein B. Bases 184 to 1053 code for a protein of 289 amino acids. Gene Ontology annotation, cellular component: transcription regulator complex; nucleus. The record is from RefSeq and is a predicted model, not a curated record. The transcript has 7 exons. NCBI's taxonomy places the organism in Eukaryota, Metazoa, Arthropoda, Insecta, Lepidoptera, Papilionidae. Gene Ontology annotation, biological process: regulation of transcription by RNA polymerase II. Gene Ontology annotation, molecular function: RNA polymerase II cis-regulatory region sequence-specific DNA binding; DNA-binding transcription factor activity, RNA polymerase II-specific; protein binding.